Molecule: messenger RNA, 1302 nt
Organism: Cheilinus undulatus (humphead wrasse)
Lineage: Eukaryota; Metazoa; Chordata; Actinopteri; Labriformes; Labridae
Exons: 3
Coding region: 108-323 (71 amino acids)
Biological process (GO): G protein-coupled receptor signaling pathway
Cellular component (GO): heterotrimeric G-protein complex
Molecular function (GO): G-protein beta-subunit binding
Source: RefSeq, a predicted model, not a curated record
GUUCUCCAGUCGGGUUCAGGGUUUGGAGCAGUUGGGGUUAAUUUCCGCCCAGUGGUGGCCGUUCAUAUUAAGUGGCCUUCAACUUUUCUCUGUCGACUGCCGACGCCAUGUCCAACAAUAAUGCAAGCAACAACUUAAUCAUCGCUCAGAGGGCCGUGAAGCAGCUCCGACUAGAAGCCAGUAUCCGAAGGAUCAAGGUGUCCCAGGCGGCUGCUGAGCUGAGAAACUUCUGUCUGCAAAAUGCCAACAAGGACCCUCUCCUGGUCGGGGUCCCCUCCAGUGAUAAUCCCUUCAGACCCCCAAAGUCCUGCUCCCUGUUCUAAGAGGGAACCAUGGAAGAUUUCUGAGUUCAUCUUUCGAAGGCUUUCGCUCCAACUCAGUGUCGCUGUGGAUUGACCAGCUGCUCCUUUUGGGAAAAUGCAUCAUGGGACUGAUGGGUUCGGGGCAAGAGGGCUUUUCAAAUUGUUUGCCAAAACUAAUGGUAUAAUAACUCCAAUCUGUUACACUAUUACAGGGCCAAACUCUGUUGGUUAGAAAAAAUAUUAUGACACUAACUUGACUAAUGAUUAAGCCUCCCCACGUUAUCCACUACAUUAAAUAUCUGGUCUCAAUUUACUGCCCUGAUGGUGUCCGUCUCCAGGCAGCAAAAAUCAGCCAUUGUGACUGGCUGCUGAAAGUAGAAAUUCCUUUUGUGCUGUGCGUCACAGAUGGAGAAGCCAUCAAACAUUGAUUUAAACAGGUGCUGUUAAAGAAUAAAAAUGUAUUGUAUUAUAUAUGAACUGUGUUUCAUAUUGUGGCCAACAGACAUACUGUUAGCUUCUGAGCUAAACUGAUUUGUGUCUUAAUACAUGUAUUAAUACUAAAGGUGUUCAUAGAGGUGCAACAGGUACAAACUUAAACCCUAUCAGCACAGGCAUGUGAUGGCCAAGUAGCCUUUCAUCUUCUCUUUUUCUGUAUAUAUUUAAUAGCCUUUUAAGAAUGCUUUUAAUUGCCUUGAUGUUCUGGUCUUUAAUAUAAAAGAAAUGACAUGGCCUUUAAAAGUGUCUGGGUAAGAAAGUCCCUCCAACAUUUAACUCCUGACAUGCAAAUAGUAUGAAAAGUUAAACAGCACAUGCUAAAAUAUCAAUUAAAAAAUCAAUUUACUUUAAAAUGAUUCAUGCAGCAGUGACUCGUUGCAUUUAUUGUUUCCCACACUGGAAUUGUAUUCAAAUCAACCAAAAUCUGUACUACUGUAGCCUGUAUCUUUCCUGACUUUGCUUUUGUGGGCAACCUUUUUAGAAAUUAAAUGCCUCGUUUUCUGGA